Cylicostephanus goldi is the source of this 1080-nucleotide messenger RNA. The record is from the annotation of a GenBank genome assembly. NCBI's taxonomy places the organism in Eukaryota, Metazoa, Nematoda, Chromadorea, Rhabditida, Strongylidae.
AUGGGUAGCGCAUCAAAGCAUAGGUGUAAUCCGGCACUCAUGGGUUUUACACCUUCACGUUCCACGUUCCCGCUACUUUCAGCCUGUUUACAGGAAGACAGCCCAGCAGCGCAGGAAGCUGUUGUCUUGAGCGGAUCACAAGCACAAACCAAGGUACCCACUACGACUGAUGCAGUUGUACAAGAUCCCAUUUUGGAGAAUAGGGAUAUACCACUGCAGCCAGAAAGUCCGCAGCAGCCUGACCAUGUUCUUCCGAAAGUCGUUGAUUUCCCACAAAGUAUGUUGGGUGUUUUGCUCGAACUUUCGCCAUUCUUGCUUUUGCUCUUCGUUAUCCUCGCUUGUUUAGUCCCACCUGUUCCAUUCGACAUCAUUGCUAGUCAUGUAACGAAUAAUGAGAAGGCGGCGCCGACUCCAGCCCCCACAUCACCACAGACACAGACAGCAGAAGUGUCCUCGUCACCGUCUGCACCAGAAAGCCAUGGAGAAAAGAGUGAGAAGCUAACAGAAACGCCGACGCCUUCACCAACUCCAUCACAAAUUGUUGAACCACCCACACCACCAUCUGCAGCACAAACGCCUCCAAUGCCAUCUCCUACAGAGACGACCACACCUACUCCUACUGCGUCCGUUGAGAGUAGGCAACCUGCUGCAGAUGUCGCUAGCAGCAUCCAUCUUCCCUCUAGCGUUUCCGAGGAAGGAAAGACUGUCACGAUAUCUCCCACUAUCAGCGCAGAGACACCUAGUCUUCCCAUUGAACAGCUCGAACAAGUUAUCAAGGAUACCAGGAACGCUGAGGUUAUCAAUGUAACCGCUGAGGAAGCUAUUGUCCCCGAAGUUCCUAUCAGCAGCAUCGAGGCUCCUAAUGUUUCUGCACAGGGACCAAAGAUUACCACAGCUGUUCCGAUUAGCAGUAUUGAGGUCCCAGCAGCAGAAGAGCAGGUCACAUCGAGCAUGGAAGCCCCGCAGCCAGCUGUUGCCAGGGACGCAGACAAACUUACGGUUUCGCAUGCGGGUGCUCCCGAUGAAGUUUCUUCCAUCCCUCUGGAAUCACAAGUGAGCUUUCUACUUGAAAUGAUGUAG